AUACCAGCCAAUUGGUCCUGCAUCCCUUCAGUUUAUUUUAGACAGUACUGUUAGUGACCGUACUGUCUGUAUAGUUCAUUAUUGCGGUGGGAAAGGAGACCCGGUUUUGUAUUCAUUAUUAGUCUUUUAAAGUAGCUGUACUCGUACAGUAUAAUCUUAAACUGCACCAGUACCCUAUCAUGUCUCAUUUUGACGUCCCGACACUUCAAACCAACUUAAGAGGGUUACAGAAGCUGCAGCAAGUGACCCACAGGGAGGCGUCGUCAACCACACCCACUUCAAAGGAACAGACCGAUGGCUCUAAAUCUCCAUUGUCAAGGUCUCCGUUAUUUCGUAAGAAGUCCAAUCCGUCUGUAGAUACCUCGAGUUCUUCAGCAAAACCUCCAGGGACUCAUUCUCCGGCUAACAGGUCUCCCAACCCAGCUGGAGCUGAGAGACGGAAAUAUCAGGACAUGCCGGUAUCAGGUGAGGGCGGGGUCACUGGGAGUGGCCAAAGACGACAAUCUGCAUAUUCAAAAGGAAGCAAAGAAUAUAAGGAACAGAAGAAGAGUCCUGAUGCCGGUAUGGGAACGAGUCCUGGUGGUAUGGGAAUCAGUACAGGAAUGAGUCCUAGUUGUAUCGGUACAGGAAUGAGUCCUGGUGGAAUGGGAAUGAGUUCAGAUUCAGCUCCCGAAAUGAGUUUGAUAACUGUCAUGGACUUGGAAGUGUCUUUAUCACAGAAGAGAUACUAUUACGAGAAACCACUUGAUAUCGCUGAGUCCAUUCAGUUGCUUGAGCGGGAGGAGCAGAUGACACGAGACUCUGGCCAUGAAUAUUAUGCACAUCCUUUUGGUAUUAGCACCGGAACCAGUGAUGCUACUAAAAAUCCCAGACCCAAAACACCUCCACCAAAACCAUACAGAAAGAGAAAUAACAGUGGCACUGAUGAAUCUCCUCCUAUUCCUCCUCCUCUACCUGAUGCAAACCAAAAAGCUGUCUCUCCUACUAAAACCAAGUCAAAAUUUUCUUUUUUUGGUUCGUCUCGAAAGAUCUCAGAACCCUCCGGCCCUCAGGUCUCUCCUAAGCUAACUCGUUCCAACACUGCUAAUGAUGGCAUUGGAUCAGGACUGCCUCAUUCAAGGAGUGACGAUAAGCUCAGUAAUAAGAGUAAAGGAGCCGUGGGGAACUUAAUUGAUAAAAUCAGAAGAAGUCCUAUUUCAAAACGUAAAUUCCCAAAUGAUGACGUUGCUCCUGUUGAACCAGUCAAACCAGACAAACGAGAUUUUGAUCAGAUUAGUGUCAGUGUAGUCAGCGAGGCUGGUGUGUUGAAGACCAAUUAUCCACCAUUGCAUACAGUGUCUGCCAGAAGCAUUGGUGACUUACUGAAGGAUCCUAACAUAGACCCGAAUGCUCGUGAAGAUGAGAAUGAUCGUACUGCCCUUCACUGGUACGUUUCAAAACCGAGGCAGUCUCGACACACUCUCCUGUACAAGUGUAUUCAAAGCGGACGAGACUUUGAUUUGAACGCUCAGGAUAAGUAUGACAACACUCCUCUACACAUUGCAGCUGAGAAAGAUGAUAUUCAAUAUAUUCGUGUUCUUGUUGCAUUCGGAGCUCUUCUCUUUUGCAAGAACUACCAGGGGAAAUUCCCUUAUCAAUUAGCCCCACCCAAUUCUCCAAGUUAUGAGUUUCUGACGGAAUUCAGAGAACCACUACUGAAUGGACCUUUUUCACUAGCUAACCUCCCCAGCGAGGACUGCACUGCUUCUCUGAAUAUUGAUGAGUUGAGGAACCAGACGAUAGGAGAGCUAAUGAAGCCCCAGUCUAUGGCAAUGCUGGCAAGAAUGAUCGAUGAUGACAUGGUGAAGGCCGAGAGAGAGUUCCAUGAUGCCCCCGUGGGGCCUGGAGAAGAUAUGCUCUCUUUUAACAGCGCCAGAACCCUUGAGGAGAGAAGUGCGGAUGCUGCUCGGACCCAGCAGAGGUAUUACUUGAACGGUUGGAAGAAAACAGCCGGUAGCAGGGUACUGUUCCUUGACGGAGGCGGCAUUAGAGGACUGGUUCAAAUUGAAGUACUAAUGGAGCUGGAGGAGAGGACCGGCUGUAAAGUAACGGAGCUUUUUGAUUGGAUCGUUGGGAACAGCACAGGUGGCAUUGUAGCUCUAGGAUUAGUAUAUGCUGGUAAGACCCUGUCUCAAAUGAGACAGCUCUACAUGCAAAUGAAGUCAAAGGUUUUUGAAGGAGCUGGGAAUUUUGCCAGCGCAUUUCUGGGCAUGAAGAACAAUACAGAAAAAAUGGAGAAAAUAUUAAAAACAGAAAUAGGAGAGAAACUGUUGAGCAGUGUCCAGCAACCUAGAGUGAUGAUUGCUACAGUCAAUACAGAGUGUAUUCCAAUUAAAGUUCAAUUUUUUACAAACUUCAUGCCUGAACCAGCAGAACUUUAUGAUGUACCAGUGUGGAAGGCAGCCAGAGCUACAAGUGCAGCUCCGAUAUUCUUUGAACCUUUUGAAGGGAAAUAUGUCGACGGAGGAGUAAAGGCCAACAAUCCUUGUAUGGAAGCACUGCAAGUCAUCAAGGAGUACGACAGGAGCAGGAACCAUCCAGAGAGACACUUCCUUCUGACGGUCUCCAUCGGGACUGGUAUUUAUCCUAAACAAACCAUGCUGAGUAUUGAUAUGAGGAAGAACUUCUGGGCAAAAAUGCAACACUUGAAGCAACUAGUGGACAUGUUUGUUGAUGCUAUCAGUGACUCUGAAUCAGCAGCAAAGGGUUUUGAGGAAUGGUGUAAAGGGAUGAGAGUCCCAAUACCUUUCUACAGAUUCAGUCCUCAACUUGACGAGGCGAUAUCACCUGGUGAAACGAGUGACGAGAAACUCGUUGAUCUGAUCAUUAAAACAAAAUUAUACUUAACACAAAAAGAGGUUUCUGAUAGUUUGGAUAAGUUGGUUGCUACUUUUAAGAGCCUUUCAAAGCAAUCAAUGGUGGGCCAGUCACUCCAGCCACCUAGACACAGAUGACCAUGCAGUUAUUGCAGUCCAACUAGACUAGUAUUAAUAGCUUGAUUUAUAUACUCUCUCUCUCUCUCUCUAUUAAUUGGUGAUAGGUUAACUCUCUUGGACUAUUAUGCAUAUAAAUGACCCAUUGAUUGCUAUUCUUUGUAUUUUUGUAUCUGACAUAUUUGUAAUAAUUGUUUUAGUGAAUGGAAUUUUAAUAAGCUGUA
Molecule: messenger RNA, 3196 nt
Organism: Amphimedon queenslandica
Lineage: Eukaryota; Metazoa; Porifera; Demospongiae; Haplosclerida; Niphatidae
Product: 85/88 kDa calcium-independent phospholipase A2-like
Exons: 14
Coding region: 180-2993 (937 amino acids)
Biological process (GO): positive regulation of ceramide biosynthetic process; lipid metabolic process
Cellular component (GO): mitochondrion
Molecular function (GO): protein binding; long-chain fatty acyl-CoA hydrolase activity
Source: RefSeq, a predicted model, not a curated record